GAGGAAACGCCAAUUGCAAGUCUCUAUUCCGAGUGGGUGGGUCUUUAUGCAGAGGAUGACAGUCAUGUUUUGUUUGAAAGCUUGGAAUCAACAGCAUCGAAACAACACCUCGUCUGAUUCCCUGGCUCCUGUCCGUCCAUUUACUGGCCGCUGUAAUACCCGAAAUCCCACGCUGAAAUGGAAGAAACGAGCCCCCUCGUCUCUCCUCUCCAGCACUCCAUAGACUCCAACAACUGCCAGAGAGAAGCCACCAGUCCAAUAACUCCGGGUUCUGUGGUGCGAGUGUCGGCUGGGAGCCCUGGACGCAGCCGGGAGAGACAGCCGCUUUUGGUCAGGGACAGAGGGAACUCUCCGCGGGAUCCACACAGGAAUGAGUUUCCAGACGACCCAGAUUUUCGGGAGAUCGUGAGGAAAGCAGAACAAGCCAUAGAAGAAGAGAUCUUUCCAGAGAUCAUCUGCCAAGGAUCUAGUGGUAGUUACUUCGUGAAAGACUCUCAAGGGAACGUAAUCGGUGUGUUCAAGCCUAAGAACGAGGAGCCGUAUGGUCAGCUGAACCCAAAGUGGACCAAGUGGCUCCAGAAGCUGUGUUGUCCCUGUUGCUUCGGACGGGACUGUCUGGUCCUGAACCAGGGCCAUUUGUCUGAGGCCGGGGCCAGUCUGGUGGACCAGAAACUACAGCUCAAUAUCGUGCCCCAGACCAAGGUGGUGUACCUGGCCAGUGAUACGUUUAACUACAAUGCUAUAGACAGAGUCAAGUCUCGGGGAAAGAGGCUAGCUCUGGAGAAAGUUCCCAAAGUUGGACAGCGCUUCAACAGAAUAGGCCUCCCUCCUAAGGUGGGAUCAUUCCAGUUGUUUGUGGAGGGCUACAAAGACGCAGACUAUUGGCUAAAGCGGUUUGAGGCAGAGCCUCUUCCAGAGAACACCAAUCGGCAGCUGCAGCUUCAGUUCGAGAGACUGGUGGUCCUCGACUAUAUAAUUAGGAACACAGAUCGGGGGAAUGACAACUGGCUGUUAAAAUACGACUGUCCAAUGGACAUAGAAAGGAACCGGGAGACAGACUGGGUGGUGGUAAAAGAGCCUAUUAUCAGACUGGCAGCCAUAGACAAUGGUCUUGCCUUCCCAAUCAAACACCCUGACUCCUGGAGAGCCUAUCCAUUCUACUGGGCGUGGUUAUCUCAGGCUAGGGUUCCUUUCUCUGAGCAGAUUAUGGACUUGGUUCUGCCAAAACUGACCGACCCCACCUUCAUCAAAGACCUGGAGGAAGACCUCUACCAACUCUUUAAGAAGGAUCCAGGCUUUGACAGAGUACAGUUCCACAAACAGAUAGCUGUGAUGAGAGGACAGAUUUUGAACCUGAGCCAGGCCCUGAAGGAGCGUAAGACCCCCCUACAACUGGUCCAGAUGCCCCCAGUCAUAGUGGAGACAGCCAGAGCACCACAGAGAGCCAACAGUGAGUCCUACACACAGAGCUUCCAGAGCAGGAAACCCUUCUUCACCUGGUGGUAGAGGAGGAGGCCAAGUAGAAGAGGAGGUAAGAGGGGGAGAGACUUGAGAUGGAGGAAGACUGUAUAGCACUGGAGCAGAAAGAGAGGAUAGUGAGAAGCGAGACAAAUGAAGAGAGAAGAGUAGGGAGGAAGAAUGGACCAGAUUGAGAGACUGGAGAGGAGGAAGAAGAACACCGUUCAAAAACCUCUGCCUUACUUCAGUUUCAUCAGCCAAUCAAGCUCUUCCCUGCUCAUAACCAAUACGAAGUCUGAUGGGUUCCGGGGAAGGUAGAAACAUAUCUGAGAGUUGUGCUGUAACUACAGACAUAAGAGAGAGGAAGUAGUGUCAACAUUCAGAACUAAUGUAUCUUACAAAUUAUCUUUUCAAAUAAAUAUAAAGGGGUAAAGAAUGGUAUGUUAAGACAGUUGGGUAGCCCUGCACUGGUAGUCGGCUGAAAGAGAUGAUUAUAAAGACCCAAAACUGUGAAAGACUCCCACUGUGGCAGAGGUUAGGUUCCCAUUGCCAAUUGAUGGUUGUAUUUAUUGUAACCAGUCACUGAAGGAGAAUGCUAAGUCUUUUUUUCAUUACAAAAUGUCAACAUAUGGUAGUCCAAUCAAAAUUCAAGUCCACAGAAUAUCUUUUUACAUUAAACAUGUCAGCCCCAACUGGUCACUUUCCUUACCAAGUUACAGCCUUCUAGCAUCUCUUGUGGCCUCUGAAGCAUGACUACCAUGAACAGUAUGGCCUGUAGCUAGCAAGCAGAGAAGUCAAGUGUCCUGAUAUUCGUAGCUAUAAUCUUUAUGGUCUGUUAGGGUUGCAACAUUACAGUAACUUUCUCAAAGUUCCUCAGUUUUUCAGAAAUCCUGGUGGGAAAAUUUCCUGCUUUUACCCUUCUGAUUCCAGGAAUUUUCCAACCAGAAAACCUAGGAAUGUUGUGAACGUUACUGUAAUUUUGCAAUCCUAUGGUGGUAUGUAUGCAUGUAUGCUGUGGUCAGACAUUCAGCAUUUGGGCCUUAUUUGAAUGAGUGUCUUCCUUUGACCCAGAAGAGCCUGACCCCAGGAGGUUGGUGGCACCUUAAUUGGGGAGGACGGGCUGGUGGUAAUGGCCGGAGCAGAAUGGUAUCAAAUACAUUAAAUAAAAUGUUUCCAUGUGUUUGAUGCCAUUCCAUUCACUCCAUUCCAGCCAUUAUUAUGAGCUGUCCUCCCCUCGGCAACCUCCACGGAGCCUGACUGAAGUAGCCUGGUUAAACCAGAAUGAACGCAGCGCUCACCAUUGUUUCACUUCAUGAGUGCAGUGUUAAAUAUGGGUUAACCAGGCUAUGACAGAAGGGCCACGUUACAGGUGGUACUAACUACUCAUACUGGGAUUGAAGUUUGUACUGGGUCAUGUUCAUUAGGGCAAACCGUGGGAAAAUGUUUUGCAACAGAACAAAAAUAAGCAUGUCUUAUUGGACAAGGCCAGGUGGUACCCUCUGAUUUCACUCCUUUUUGGACACCUUUUGUCCAUUUCUUGCCUACUGAACAUAAACCAGGUAACAGCGCCUGUUGUGUUAUGCGCAUCUGCAUGUGAUGGCAGCCCUGUGGCGCCACCUAUGGGAUGACUGCAAUGUACUGUCUCAGAAACGCACAUUGCCUGUUUCCUCACAUAUCGUUUAUUUAAAUGUACAUUUCCUGCUGUAGUAACAACUGUCCUACAGAUAUAUUGUGUUGACAAAUCACAGGAGGUUGGUGGCACCUUAAUUGGGGAGGGGCUUGUGGUAAUGGAUGGAGUUGAAUGGGAGGGGCUUGUGGUAAUGGAUGGAGUGGAAUGGGAGGGGCUUGUGGUAAUGGAUGGAAUGGGAGGGGCUUGUGGUAAUGGAUGGAGUGGAAUGGGAGGGGCUUGUGGUAAUGGAUGGAGUGGAAUGGGAGGGGCUUGUGGUAAUGGAUGGAGUGGAAUGGGAGGGGCUUGUGGUAAUGGAUGGAGUGGAAUGGGAGGGGCUUGUGGUAAUGGAUGGAGUGGAAUGGGUGGAAUGGUUUCCAUGCGUUUGCCAUUUCAUUUACUCUGUUCCAGCCAUUAUGAGCUGUCCUCCCCUUCGCAGCCUCCACUGAUACGAUUUGUACUGUAUGUAAAGAAUGAAAUGCAUAAAGAAUUGUACUAUUCCAUUAUCAAGGUUUCUUGUACUUUUCUUGUCUCUUAGAUUGCAUCCUGAUUUUCUACCCUUCUCCCAAAGCGAGCCCUUGCACACUUUUCCAACAUGGAUUUAGCAAUCGUGGCAACUCAAUCCAGCCCAUGCUUACACCAGUCACAUGUUUUUAAAUCCAUGACUGGGAGUGUCCAAUUGCUGACUUCUAGAGAGGGCGGAGAAUUGGGAGCCAGAGUUGGUUGAUUUAUUUCAAAGGAAUGUUGAUCAAAUAAAAUCAGGUCAUUAUUAUGUAUUGACUUCCUCUUAGCCUACUAUUUCCAGGUAAACACCAGAUGAUUUAGCGGUACCUUCCGGUCUGCUGGUUUAUGUCAUUCCACAGUUCAGUCGUGGACACUGGCGGGCGAGCCACAGGAUAAUUCUGUUAUUCUCUGAUGUCUCAUUUUAACACGACAUAAAGUUUUAUAGAGAACCAAGGAUUAGUUAGAUUUGUU
Messenger RNA from Oncorhynchus masou masou (cherry salmon), 4099 nucleotides. RefSeq names its product phosphatidylinositol 4-kinase type 2-alpha-like. Gene Ontology annotation, cellular component: plasma membrane; trans-Golgi network; endosome. Gene Ontology annotation, biological process: phosphatidylinositol phosphate biosynthetic process; Golgi organization; endosome organization. The record is from RefSeq and is a predicted model, not a curated record. Gene Ontology annotation, molecular function: 1-phosphatidylinositol 4-kinase activity. Lineage: Eukaryota; Metazoa; Chordata; Actinopteri; Salmoniformes; Salmonidae. Bases 178 to 1506 code for a protein of 442 amino acids. The transcript is spliced from 9 exons.